Molecule: messenger RNA, 1734 nt
Organism: Fusarium coffeatum
Lineage: Eukaryota; Fungi; Ascomycota; Sordariomycetes; Hypocreales; Nectriaceae
Exons: 1
Coding region: 1-1734 (577 amino acids)
Source: RefSeq, a predicted model, not a curated record
AUGGAGCAGCAAUCUUGUCAACUGCCCCGUUUCUCUCCUGAACUCAUCUUCAUGAUCGUCGGGUACAAUGAUCCUCCCGACCUUCUCGCCCUCAGUCUGGCUUGCUCCGACCUUCAUCACCGCUGCCGAUCUCUUCUUGUAAAGCACCAAGGUGCCUACAGCAAAUACAGAAUCACCUCGGACCUGUCACCAGAAACAGCCGUUGAUCUGCUGAAAGACACUCUUACAGCUGAGAUCAACAGAUAUCACGUCCGUGAACUCGAGUUUUGGGGUAGCCGCCUGAGAUGGGAAGAUUGGCGGUCAUGGAAUCCAGCGCUGUCUGGUAACUACGAAGUCGCCGAAGAAGAGCCCUCGAGGUCAGCAUGGGAUGCGCGAGAGAUUGAGGAAUAUAUUCAGAAGGGGAUUCGCUUGUGGGACCUUACCGAAGAAAAGAUUGAGGAGCUCCAGAUGAGUCUCGACCGAGGAAUGGAAGCAUGGCUCAAAUUGCUCCUCAUCUGCUUGUGCCCUCGACUUCACAGUGUCAGAUUUGUCAAGCGAAGAGGCGAUUCCUACAACAUUCUCGCAUGGAUAUCAGAAGUUAUUAGCUGGAGCGUAGAGGACGGAUGCCACUGGCCCCCGGGCUUCGAGUCAUUACGAAGUAUAUCCGUUGGAGUCUCAAUAGGCCAACUGCCACACGAAGAAGAAGAAGAAGAAGAAGAAGAAGAAGAAGAAGAAGAAGAAGAAGAAGAAGAAGAAGAAGAGUACUACGAUGGGUUUGAAGAAUUCACGAAGCUCUUUUAUAUACCCAACCUCAAGAACAUCUACUUCAAUGGGUUUUCCUGCCAUGAAGACGAAUGGGAAGACCACUUUUGGGAUGAGGAUUUACUUCCCAAUGGUACCUCGAACGUCGAAAGCCUCUUCCUCGAUGGCGUCGAAGGAGGCUGGGCUGACUUCUAUUAUUGGCUUUCUGGCGCUUCAAGAAAGCUGGAUACAGUUGUCCUCAGAGCAAUAGACUCUCGUAGAGGCGGCAUGCUCGAUGCUAGCAGCCUCGUUGACAGCCUGGCCGUUAUGAACAAGACCAUGGAGCGGCUCGUCCUUUAUCACCCCGCCGCAGUGCAGCACGGAAUGUUCCCAAUAGAGAUUUAUAAGCACAAGUCCGUCAAACAAAUCACCAUAAUGGCCCUUGAUAUCGAUUGCCGCUUUGAUUACACCGGGAGAGAUAGGACUUCAGAUAUUGCGCUUGCGUUUCCACCCAACAUCGAAGCAGUUUAUCUGUGGGGGGAAUUGAACGACCUCGGGAAACCAGGGCGACGGUGCCUAAGAAACUUGGAUUCGUUUCUGGCUGAACUCAUUGAAUCGGGUGUCUACAAACACCUCAAAGCUGUGUACGUGGAAGACGUCGAACUCACAUAUAGACAACGUCUUAAAAGCGCCUCUCCAUUCCGCAUUAGAGAAUGGAAAAGACCUGCUUUCCUAAAAGCCACUGCUGCAGGGCAAAGGGCCGGUGUGCACGUUGGUACACUCAUGAAUAGGGAUGACGGAGGUCACUGGAAGAACUUCCCGGCCAGGCCUGACCGAUUCAAUAUCAAAACCGGUCCGUUUGCGGCCGAGAGACCAGAGGAGUGGAAGCUUAACCUGUACACUGGUCAAUGGGGGCCCGAUUGCAGUGGAUGUGGAGAAUGUGAGGAGUGUUUGGCUGUGUACCCUUCUGAGCUGUGGAAGGAAAGUGCUGCACAGCGCUCGAAUUCACCGUGA